UUCUUCAGGUGUCUUCUGCUAAGCUGGAAAAUCAGAUUGGAAGGUCUGUGGAAGUUUUGGCUCUGUCUUUGACAUUGAAGCUGCAAAGGGGAUUUGGAUCCACCUCUGUAAGAAUGAGCUACAAGGAUGUACCUCUGCACAGGACCUGAACUCUAGAGGCCAGAAGGAAUAAAACUACAAUUCACUGAGCUCAGUGAAGUGUUUUGGGAUAUAGUUUUUGUGCAUAUCAUUAAUUUCCUCUGCAUAUAUCCCACCAACUCAAGACACUUCAGACGGAUAAUAUUUGAAUGCUGAUUCUUUUUCCAGCUGGUCCUGACACACUAGUGAUGGCUGUUGGUGAGUGAAAUAGGGACUGAAGGUCUGAAGGCUAUAAUCAAGGGGAUUCUAUUGUACCCGUUGUGGUGGCGACCUUUUCUAUCAGGCUGGGAGUGGCAUCAAGAUGCCUGAACUGGACAACUUUUCCCCCCUGAGGGGUCAGGGUGGCUCUGAAUUGGAGCUAAAUAGUCCAGCAGACCCACUUCGGAUUCAGCACAGCAUCCUGGACGAGCAGGUGGAGCUGUGGUGGUUCAGAGAUCCUGGGAAGUCUCUGCUCUGCUACUUCGUGGCUGUACUUCUAAUCCUGGGGUGCGGCCUGGGAGGUGUCGGCCUUCUCUCUACGACUACCAGUGUCUCAAGCGAAUGGCGGCUUGGCGCAGGCACGGCCCUCUGCUUACUCGCCCUAGGAGUGCUACUCAAACAACUGCUCAGCUCGGCCGUGCAGGACAUGAAUUGCAUCCGAAGCCGGCAGAGGAUUAACAUGCUGAAAAGUGGUGGUUUAUCGGACCUCCUUGUGGUAUCAAUUACCGGGAUGUCACUGUUGAUUUGUGGAGGGGUUCUACUACACCUGGCCCUAGCUAAUCACAUGCCGAAGCCUGGUCAAGCUCUUAAUGACAUGUACAUUUCUGGAGUAGUUUUGCUGGCUGGAGGGGGGACUGCAGUUGUGGGUGUUGGAAUAUACUCUGUUGUGGUCAUCCUGCUUGAGAGGACAAGGCAUGGACGAAGGUUUGUGGACCGAGUCUUGAAUAUCUUCACUGUUUCUGGACACAUGGACCGUCACGCUCGCAGGGAAACAAACUCGAGUCUGGCUAAUCUCAUAUGAGACAUAAUCUCACGCUAAAACGAUUUUGCCGCUUUUUCUCUUCUUAUCAGAACAUUUAGCACCAACUAAAUCAGAGCAGACUUGUUCAAAUAUUACAAGACAUCUAAUCAAAACAAGAUUCAUCCCUUAGAUGCUUCAGCUAUGUCACUAGCCGAUGAGACUGUGUAUGAGGCAAUAUAGGUUUUACUUUUUGAUACAUAUUGGUAAAAGUUUGCAAUAAGAAAUCAAAUCUCAUUCACAGAGCCAGAGAAAGGGUUGAGGGAUAACACACAGAAUAAUGACUGCAUGGCUAUGCUCUAUGUGUAGCUGGAAAUCUCCCAAUUCAGAUGAUUUUUCUCAACUUGUGUUGAGGUUCACAUUUAGAUGUUUUGAGAUGUAUUUAUCAUGUGAGUCUGACAUUCUAAAUCAGCAAUUUAUUCAUGUUCUAUAAAAACUCCACUCACUUAGGACAAAUGCCAAAAUGUUGGAAAACAUGGAAAAUAAGUUUAAAGAAACGUAAAAACAAUCAUUGAUAUUUGACGUGAUAUUUAGGGAUAUUCAGUCAAAUGAAAAGCACAUAAAAACACAUUUAAGGGAGAAUUGCUGGUUCACAAACAGAAAAGAAGUCUGUUGAUGUUAUUGUUAUCUGGUUUGUUCAGCAGUCUGAAAUUGAAAACGAGGGCAUGUGGUGUGACUGUAGACUUCAAUGUAAUGGGUCAUUUGGUUUGUAUAAGCUUUUCUCCCCAAAUGGUGUCCAUACAAAAAGUUCUAAGACUACAAAGAUAAAGCUAAGGACACUUUUUCAAAGUUGACUCAAGGAAAUGGUUGAAGGUUCAUAUACAGUACAAAUUGAACUAAUGCACAUUUAAUAUUCUGUAUGCUAUACACAUGUAUUUGUUCAAGAUAUUUUAUUUUGCAAACACCCAAACACUACCACCUCAAUUAUUGUAUGAUAAUAGAUAACAGCAGCAGCUGAAAGCUAAAAUAAAACUGGCAUAUUCAGAAUGAGUUAGUAUUUUUUAUAUAUAUAAAGAAAUCUCAAAUAUAUUUAUAUAUAAUUAUUCUUUGUGACUUUGGCACCAACCAAUUACUCUGAUAUAUAUAUAUAUAUAUAUAUAUAGGAAAAUAUUCGGCUGACAAAUUUGAAUUAUCUGAAGAUGGUGAUUUGAAUUAUCUGAAGAUGGUGAAUCUGUCAGUGAGGCUCAAGUUUAAUUAUCAUUAGACAUAAUACAUGCUUAUUUGUCUGCCUGUAACCUACACUAGAACAUGAUUGUAUUAUAACAUAUCGCAGCAUUUCAGAAUGUAUGGAUUAUUUAUGUUUUUUGUAUCAACAAUGUAAAGUCUGGAAUGUUAAUCUUGCAGCACCUUGUUUUCCCCAAACUUGCUUUAAUCUAUAUUUCAAAAAAAGAUUGACACUGAAUCAAAUUACUACUUUGAAUGUAACAUUAUUAUUCAUUGUGCUGAAGACAUUCAGAUUCACCAAUAUCUUGCUCCCAUUUAUCCUUUUUGGUAAACAUCUUUAGUAAGCCUCUUCCAGUGUACACCACCAUAGCCAUCACCAACGGGAUGCCAAGAAAGCUUAAGAUCCCCUUUUUUCCUGAGAAUGUUUUGGAUACCCAAUCAGAUUGAAAGGGACAAUAGCUUCUGGACUUCUAUCAGAAACUGUACUUUAUAUAAAAGCCAAUGUGUGUUGUAUGGACAAGUAAUGGCAGUGGCCCAUAAAGACAGUUUGUCAUUGUGAAUGCUUAUCAUUUCAAAAAGAGAUGUUUAUGACAAAUCAAGAUUCACGCUGCAGAACACAAGCAGCGGACAGUCAUUCAUUAAAGGAGGAACUAAAUGUAUUUCCUGAGUCAUUUAAUUAUUUAUUUUUCAGGAAUGUGGGACUCUGUAACAAGAUGGUUCUAAAUCAAGGGCAACAUUAAUAAGAGAAACAGGGUCAGGGUCAGCAACAACAUUUGACAUCAAGUCAUAUUGGUAUGUUUUUUAUGAGGCAUAAUUCAGUUAAUUUGAAUUCUUGAAGCACUUCAGUGAAAGAAAGUGGUGCUCAUUUUUUCUAUUUGGAUCAAUUUGCAUUUUGCUCAAAGCACUUUUGGUUUACACAUUCCUUUUUCAUUUAAUUAUCAGGGUGCACUUGGGGAUGAAAAAGGUUCUGCUAGCACUUUUGAUGUAGUAGAUGUAUUAUUGGCUCGGAUAAUUCAUUAUAGUUCCUCACAAAGCAGAAAAGGGUAAAUAACUCUUGGGGGGUAAGUUAGAUCUGUUUCAUCCUUUUGGCCAGUAAUAUAAUUUCGAGGCACUUGCAAAAGUUUGAACUGGGAUGUCAUUAUUCUUCAUUGUCUUUCACAAAAUGAUGUGAAUGUACAGUUUGCUGACAUUGCUGCAUUGUUUUUAUUGAAUCUUAUUUGUCUCCAGUAGAGUUGAAACAUUCACUUUCAAAGCAUAAAGGUCCCACUAUUGGGAAAUACUGUGCACAGUGAUAAAUGAAGGUCAUCUGUGUUUAUAAAAUGUUUCUAAAGCCUUUGA
Messenger RNA from Notothenia coriiceps (black rockcod), 3637 nucleotides. It is a transcript of the gene tmem125a, whose product is annotated as transmembrane protein 125a. Bases 440 to 1138 code for a protein of 232 amino acids. Lineage: Eukaryota; Metazoa; Chordata; Actinopteri; Perciformes; Nototheniidae. The transcript has a single exon. The record is from RefSeq and is a predicted model, not a curated record.